Trichomycterus rosablanca is the source of this 5156-nucleotide messenger RNA. RefSeq lists its product as uncharacterized. The coding region runs from base 437 to 2275 and encodes 612 amino acids. Gene Ontology annotation, cellular component: nucleoplasm; cytosol. NCBI's taxonomy places the organism in Eukaryota, Metazoa, Chordata, Actinopteri, Siluriformes, Trichomycteridae. The transcript is spliced from 15 exons. The record is from RefSeq and is a predicted model, not a curated record. Gene Ontology annotation, molecular function: cytoskeletal adaptor activity; protein binding. Gene Ontology annotation, biological process: plasma membrane organization; actin crosslink formation; actin filament bundle assembly.
UAACAACUUUGCACCGUGGAACAGUUUUUGUGCUGUAUUUAUUAAAUAGGAGAGAUUUGGGGGUUAAUCUCAGUACCCCUCUAUGCGCACCACAUAGGCUACAAAGUUGAGGUUUCUACAUCCUACACAGUGCACUAAAUGUGCAUUUGGGACGCAUUCCUGAAGUGAGAGAGGACAUUGUCCAGACAUACAGAGACAUCUCUCGUUUUUCACAGCAAACUUUUUUAAUGAGCGCGCAAAACUCAGACGCGUAAUCUGUUGCGCAGAGGAGCGCGCAGAGGACAGAAACAGCAAGGAACUGGGCAGAUCUGGGUCACGGGAGGAAAAAAUAGAGCAACCGGGGGACAAACAACUCACUUAAUGCACCAAGAGAGUGAGUAGGACCAUCCUGACCUCUGCAGUUGUGUUUUGAGGAGCAUUAAGAGCGAGAGUCACAAUGUCACGAUCAGAUGAGGUGAACAAAAUGACAGAGAACAUCUACAAGGGGAUCCUGGAUCAAUUUAAUCCCAGUUUGAAGAACUUUGUUACCAUGGGCAAGCACUAUGAGAAAGCACUGACUGGUGUGACAGUCGCUGCUAAAGGCUACUUUGAUGCUCUGGUUAAACUGGGAGAACUGGCCAGUGACAGCCAGAGCUCUAAGGAACUGGGUGAUACACUGUUCCAAAUGGCUGAAGUGCACCGACAGAUCCAAGUACAGUUAGAAGACGUGCUGAAGCUCUUUCACUCUGAACUUCUCUCUCAACUAGAACAGAAACUCGAUCUGGACAUUAAAUUUCUCACAGCGACGCUGAAGAAAUAUCAGACUGAGUGCCGGUCAAAGGUCGAGUCAAUUGAGCACUGCCAGUCACAGCUCAAGAAACUACGCCGGAAAAGUCAUGGCAGCCGGCAUCCGAAUAAAUAUGGGGACCGAGAGAUGCAGUUUGUGGAGUUGAUGAGUCGGAGACAGACGGAGUUGGAUUCUCUGGUUGCAGUCGGUUAUCGCUCUGCUCUGACGGAGGAGAGGAGGAGGUACUGCUUCCUGGUGGAUCGACAGUGCUCUGUCACCAAACUACUGAUAAACUACCACUGCAAGGUGCGUGAACUCCUGUCCCAGAAGUUGUCAUCAUGGCAACAGUCAUGUUCCCAGCCAACCAAGUUACCUGAGCGAGCGUUAAAUCUGCUGCGCCACACGUCACCUCAGGGCGCCGGGGCUUCUGGGAUAGCAGAGGUCCUCAGACAUGCCAAACUAGGCUCAGCUCAAUCUGGAGAACAGAGGCUGUCCAUUCAAGAAGUCCCGCCCCUUCUGAACGGCGAGUUCAGCAGUCGUUCUCACCAGGAACGUCCUGGCUCGGCCGCUCAAAACACCAGCACCUCUGCUACCUCCGCCCACUCCCAGGAUGCCUCUGUGCAGCCAGCAGGGAGCGUUUCGAACCUUCAUUCUUCACCCACCGGUUCUGCCUUUCUCUCACUCAGCCCUGCCUCCCAGAAUUCCUUGCAUGGUCUGACUCCGCCCCCUAAUGCCCCUCACACUCCACCACUUCCCCAUAGUGCACCUCUUUCACGUGCCCUUACACCGGUACCACCCUCUGCCUUCUCUCCCCCGGCCCAUAAUCCUUCGCUGCUCAGGGCUACUGAGAUCUAUGCCAACUCUACGCUGCCGUUACCACGGAAACAACCAAAUGAAACUCGAACAGGUUUUAUGGCAGGUUUGACUCUGCCCCGUGUGCUCCCCCUCUCUCCUCCAUCCCGUGUGGAGGCCUUGUUUUCCCACUCCCCCAGUUCCAGUGAUGGACUGGCUAAAGGAGAAAGAGCUGGAUCAUGUCUGCUGUCCUUCCUUCCUGGAGACAUUGUCAGUCUACUCAUCAGUGAUGCCAGAGACGGCUGGCAUUACGGGCAGAACGAGAGAACUGGACGGAAAGGCUGGUUUCCCUUUUCCUACACACAACCGUUCCCAAACACACUGGAAAAACAAGAAUCCUUCAGUCCUCCCCUCCUCUCAAAGCUGAACAGUACGAGUAUGGGGAGGUUGGACAGGCUGCCCCCUGCUGGUGAGUUUCAGAAGCUCAGUCCUGAUUCGGAGAACGAGCGCGCUGUGAGCACGUUUAGACCCCGACCAUACAGCAUGAUGAACCCCGAUAUCAGAUGCGUCAGUUUGGGAACUGCUGAUCAGCGGAAUAAAGACCAGAUUCCUGAUCGAUCCUCCACCCCGCCAUCACCCAGCAGGAUCAACCCGUUUGCUCAUAUCCGACUGAGGAAGACGGUGACUGAUGAUCGCUCUGCUCCUCUCAUCGAGUAGAGACCACAGUUAUUAUUAACAAAUACAAAUCUGUGCCAACUGAUCCACCUCUAUAGGUUAUAUAUAAAAAAAAUAAUAAUAGUGACUUAAAAAUAUAUAUAUAAUAAUAAAUGUCCAUAAAUAUGAAGGCAACAUUUUUUGUUUAAGCAGUAGAAUUUAAACGUAUUUAAUGAAGAACUUUUAUUGUAUUUUCUAGUCUGAGCCAUAAUUUAGUUGUUAUAUAUGUAGGCAUUUUCAGUCUCUUUUGUUUAUUAUAUACAUACACUAUAUGGACAAAAGUACUGGGACACUCCCACUUUGUUUUUAAAUCAUGUGUUUUAGUUAUAACAGUAAGUGUAAUAGAUAAAUUCUAUCAAAAAAAUUAAAUGCCUUCAACUUCGUAACAGUUUAGGAAAUGCCCAUUCCUGUUCUAGCAUGACUGUGCCCCUGUGUACCAAGCAAAGGCUUUAAGGAAAUGAAGUUUGAAUAAACUCCAGUGUCCUGCACAGAGCCCUGACCUCAGCCUCAUUAAACAACUUUGGAAUGAACUGGAACAUCAACUGAGGCUUUCUUGACCAACAUCAGUAUCCAGCCAUACAAAUGCUCUUGUGACACUUCUGAGAUACCCUCUUAGAAAAGUGGCUGUUGUUAUAGCUAAAAAGAUCUCAUAAAGGUCACUCUAUUCUAAUAGCAUUGUUUUUUAAAUGGGAUGUCCAACAAGUUAAUGGUCAGUUGUCCGAAUACUUUUGGCGAUAUAGUGUAUUUAAGAUGUGAAACUCAUACUGUAUAAAUUAUUUGUUAUAUAUACAGCAUGAAGGAGUGAAUUGAAAAUGAGAGUAUAUUAUUAACUGAAGGACCCAGAAAGUGAAAACAAAGAGCGUUGAUUUGUUUUGUUUGUUUUAUUGAAGAUGAGAAAUGAAAAUGUUGAUGUUGAAGGAUAAUGAAAGUAUCAUGAUGAUCAUGAAAUGACUUUGAAACUUAUUUUGAAAGCUGGUGGUGCAACAGUCUAUAAUUUGUCAGUCCACCACAGCUAAGGCUUGAACUCCACCCCCAUAUGUGUAUGUAAUAUACACUUUAUGUCCAAAUGCACUGUACAUUGAUACCUUACCAGUCAUCAAGUUCAGGUGUUUCAGGAACACCCAAUAACCUACUUUGCAGCAACAGUUUGGGGAGGGCCAACAUGUACACCUGGGCACAAAGUGAGCUCAAUAAAAACAUUGUUUGACAUCUUCUUCAAACUCCUGUGGCCUGAACAGAGCCCUGACCUCAGCAUUAUCAAACAUCUUUGAGAUGAAUUAGAAGGCUGACUGUAAGUCAGGCUGCAUCUCUGCUGACCUCAGUGCUUUUCUCGACUAAAUGGUCACAAAUUUCCACAAACGUUACCAAAAUCUAGUGGAAGCUGUUACAGCCAUAAAGGUCAGGCAACUGGAACAGGAUGUCCAACUAACUUGUGUUCGGGUGCCCACAUUCUUUUGGCCCUACAGUGUAUAAAGAUUGAACAAAGAUUAACAGUGAUUCAGAAAGUGUUUGAAAGUGAUCAUUUGUUACAGGAAGUAUUGAUGUGAAUAGAUGUUUUAAUUGGAUGCUGUAUGUGUAUGAGAGUGUGUGUAUAACUACAGCACCUUGCAUAAAUAUUCACCCCCAUGAAACGUUCCCUUGUUUCAGUACCUACUCUAAAACCACAUUUAGCUUCAAACCUCUGGAUUUCUGGUGCUUGGUUUCCAUAAUGAUGUUUGGGGUGGGUGUGUGUGUGAAUACUUAUUCAAGGGACUGUGAUUGGCUGUUAGGUAAUCAGCCAUUUAGCAAAAGAGUGUUUAUCUUUUAGUUUCAUCUUGUUAAAAUAUACAUUAAAAAUGACUGUAUUAAAAGUUGGGGUUAUGAAUGGAAGAAUUUGGAUUUAUAAUCUGAUAUUUAUAUAAUGAUCAGAUUAAUGGUGAUUGAUUAUGUGAUCAUGUAUCUGAUUUGGCAGGUCCAACACUCAUUCAUAAUUAUUGAACUUAUAACUUAUCUUCCAUAUUCCAGAUAUUUGAAAGACGUUUUGUUAUUUAUGAAAAGUAAUGAGACUAUAUUUUGAAAACCACUGGACAAAUUCCAUAUGUUGUUGAUCUUUCAUAUUUAGGUUAUUUUUUUUCCAACUGUAGUGCAGAAUUAGUUUUAUUUGCUUUAUUUACUGUACUGGAUAAAAGAUAAUUUUUUAUUUAAUAAUUCAGUUUUAAUAAUUAAAGUUCAGUUCUUUUCAUCAGAAAAUUAUUGACAGGGUGCUCGAGUGGCUCAGUAAUGUAACCCACUAGCCACCACAAAUCUCAGCUGUGCUGUCGACCAGCUGGGCUGUGCGUGUGUGAUUCCAACGGGAGGGAAUUGGAGACUAAAAAAAUCAAACAUACAGUAAACUUUUGAAUAAGUCUGGAAGUGAAAACAUGAAGUAUAAAAUUCCUGCUGUAAUGUCAUGUCGUUUCACAACAUCUUGCUGAACGUUGCUGGUAUUCCAGGCACUGGUUUUGAGAUUUGUGAUUUAUAAAGACGUGCUAAAAAUCAGCACAUUAUCAUGAUGUUUUAAACAACCAAUGCUGUAAAACUUCAUUAUUCUUUUAAAUUAUAUAUUAUUGUAUAAAAAAGGAAAUUAAUUACAACAGAGUAUUAAAAAUGUUACACUGAAUGCCACCCAGGUAAACGUUCUUUCUGUACUAACAUGAAUGUUGCUGUAUGUGUGAAAUUUUUGUUUUGUUUUAAAGUAUUAAUAAGAAACUGUGAUUAUUAUUCUGAUCUUUUUCAGUAUUAUGAAUUAUAGAAUGUAAUGUGUAUCAAUAUGUGAUGGCUACUGGAUAUAAACUCUAAUACUAAACAUUUAUUUGAAGUGUUAAAUAUGUGUAAAGGAUAUUUUACAUAUUUUAAUAUGUAUGAU